Molecule: messenger RNA, 2415 nt
Organism: Thlaspi arvense
Lineage: Eukaryota; Viridiplantae; Streptophyta; Magnoliopsida; Brassicales; Brassicaceae
Source: the annotation of a GenBank genome assembly
AUGCAAUCAUCGAAAGUACGGCGGAAAGUGGGUCCCACAACGGCCGGAGCCGGUAUAGACACGGCGGAGAAGCUUGACGAACUGUUAAUAUCGUCUGCGAUUUGUAACGGCGAGGAUUUGGGACCGUUUGUUCGGAAAACGUUCGGUACGGGGAAACCGGAGACUCUUCUUCACCAUCUCAAGUUUUUCGCGCGAUCCAAGGAAUCGGAGAUCGAGGAGGUGUGUAAGGCUCACUAUCAGGACUUUAUCCACGCCGUGGACGAUCUCAAGUCGCUUCUCUCAGAUGUUGAAUCUCUCAAAUCUGCGCUCUCCGAUUCGAAUUCUAAACUCCAAUCCGUGGCGGCGCCGCUUCUCUCGUCUCUUGAUUCGCUCGUUGAGGCGCAGACUGUGUCGAAGAACGUCGAUCUGGCGAUUGGAGCCGUGACGCACUGUGUUCGUGUUAUGGAGCUUGUCUCCCGAGCUAACCAGCAUCUCCAGAGCGGGAAUUUCUACAUGGCGUUGAAGUGUGUGGACUCGAUUGAGAGCGAUUUCAUGGAGAAAACUCCCUCGUCAACGCUGAAACGGAUGCUGGAGAAGAGGAUUCCGGAAAUUCGAUCUUAUGUGGAGAGGAAAGUGAUGAAAGAGUUCCAGGAUUGGAUGGUCGAGAUCCGUGUGGUGAGUCGAAAUUUGGGUCAGUUAGCAAUCGGCGAAGCUUCUGCAGCUCGUCAGCGAGAGGAAGAGCUCAGGAUCAAGCAGAGACAGGCGGAGGAGCAGAGCAGACUCAGCCUACGCGACUGCGUCUACGCGCUAAACGAAGAAGAAGACGAUGAAUUCGGGUCUGGCCCUGAAAGCAGCGAUGCUGGCAGUUCCGGUGGAGGAUUGCUAGGCUUUGAUUUGACUCCACUGUAUAGAGCUUACCACAUUCAUCAGACACUAUCCCUUGAAGAUGGUUUCAAGCAGUACUAUCUUGAGAAUAGGAAACUCCAGCUUAGGAAUGACUCACAGGUAUCUUCUAUGACUCCGUUUCUCGAGUCUCAUCAGACGUUUUUCGCACAGAUUGCUGGGUUUUUCAUAGUAGAGGAUAGAGUUCUGAGGACUGGAGGAAGCUUGAUCUCGAAGCUUGAAGUUGAGUUUUUGUGGGAUGUUGCUGUUACUAAUAUGUGUGCUGUGUUGGAGGAUCAGUUCUCUAGGAUGCAGACGGCUAAUCAUCUCUUGUUGAUUAAGGAUUAUGUGAGCUUGUUAGGGGUGAGUCUACGUAGGUAUGGAUACACCGUUGAUUCUCUUCUCGAAGUACUGAGCAAGCACAGGGACAAGUAUCACGAGCUGCUGUUAUCUGAUUGCCGUAAACAGAUCACAGAAGCUUUAUCAGCAGAUAAGUUUGAGCAGAUGCUGAUGAAGAAAGAGUAUGAGUACUCUAUGAAUGUGCUCUCUUUCCAGCUACAAACGUCAGAUAUUGUACCGGCGUUCCCUUACAUUGCUCCGUUUUCAACCACUGUGCCAGAUUGCUGCCGGAUUGUGCGGUCUUUCAUUGAGGAUUCGGUUAGUUUCAUGUCUCACGGAGGCCAGCUUGAUUUCUAUGAUGUUGUGAAGAAGUAUCUGGAUCGGCUUCUAGGCGAGGUUCUCGACGAGGCUCUGUUGAAGCUGAUUAACACGUCGGUUCAUGGAGUUUCUCAGGCGAUGCAGGUCGCAGCAAACAUGGCGGUGUUUGAGCGUGCUUGCGAUUUCUUCUUCCGUCACGCUGCUCAGCUUUCAGGAGUUCCCAUGAGGAUGGCGGAGAGAGGUAGGAGACACUUCCCGUUGACCAAAGCCCAAAACGCUGCAGAAGACACACUCUCGGGAUUGCUUAAGAAGAAGAUAGACGGGUUCAUGACAUUGAUCGAGAAUGUUAACUGGACAAGCGAAGAUAUUCCACAAGGCGGGAACGAGUACAUGAACGAAGUAUUGAUCUACUUAGAGACUUUGGUUUCCACAGCGCAACAGAUAUUACCGGCCAAAGUCCUGAAAAGGGUUUUGCGCGAUGUCCUUGCUCACAUCUCUGAGAAAAUCGUCGGAACGUUAUGCGGAGAUCUAGUGAAAAGAUUGAGCAUGGCUGCAAUAAAAGGAGUUGAUGUGGAUAUUCAGUUGCUGGACUCUUUUACAGAGCAACUAACUCCAUUGCUCACGGAUAAAGAAGCGAAAGAGAUGAAAACAGCAUUCGUCGAGAUAAGACAGAUGGUUAAUUUGCUUCUGAGUAGUCACCCUGAGAAUUUCGUGAACCCUGUGAUCAGAGAAAGAAGCUACAAUGCUUUGGAUUACAGGAAAGUUGCGACGGUCUCUGAGAAAUUCAGAGAUCCAUCUGAUAGUAUUUUCGGGACUUUUGGAACAAGAGGGUCGAGGCAAAACCCCAAGAACAAAUCGUUAGACGCGUUAAUAAAGAGAUUGAAGGAUGUGAGCUGA